This is a messenger RNA of Cyanistes caeruleus (blue tit), 3853 nucleotides long. RefSeq names its product NAD(P)(+)--arginine ADP-ribosyltransferase 2-like. The record is from RefSeq and is a predicted model, not a curated record. Gene Ontology annotation, molecular function: NAD+-protein-arginine ADP-ribosyltransferase activity; NAD+ poly-ADP-ribosyltransferase activity. Lineage: Eukaryota; Metazoa; Chordata; Aves; Passeriformes; Paridae.
CUGUCCUCUAGCAGUGGGAAGCCAUUCCCCCUUGUCCUGGCACUUCAUUUUUAAAUAUUUGGGUUUAUUGAGCUUUCAUUUGCCUCAGUUGCAAGUGUCUGUAACAGAGAUAUCCUGCUGUGUCUGUCACAGCAAUCCUGUAAUAAAGCAAUCCUGCCACAUGGAACAUGGACUUGUGAUUUCAUACUAAUUAUUAUUUCUGGGGCAGUACCUGGGGGGAUGCACCACCUGGUGUUGUGCCCUGUCAGAAAUCAUCUAGGGAGUCAGGAAAUACAGGUGUGGUGGCAGGUGGUGUGAGAGAGACAAUGAAUUGGACAUUGGGAAUUAGAAAGGUGAAAUUUAAAUUUUCAAGCCCGCUCUAAGCAUUUGUACAAGUGUAGGACUUGCAAGGGUAGGAUGGUCCCAGCUCUGUUUCCUAUAAAUGCAGAGGCAGUACAAUGGAGCAAACCUGUGAUGCUUUGAGGAUGGUUCACUGAUCUACCUAAGCCUCAGCAGAAGUGCAAGAUCACAGCAGGGACAAAGACAAGAAUUACAGUUCUGCAAAAGGCUCAGGGGUUUGACACAAAAUGUGUCUCGAGGGGGACCAGGCCCAGCCGCUCUCCAUUGUCCAUCAUCUGGCCUGGCUGCCCAGAGAGCUCCCAGAUGACUGGAGGUGCCAAUGUGAUGCCUAUCCACAAGCACGGGCAGAAGGAGGAUCCAGGGAACUCCGGGCCUGCCAGCCUGACCUUGCUGAGUGGGAAGGCCACGGAACAGAUCGUGCUCAGUGUCACUGCACAGCACGUGCAGAACAACCGGAGCAUCAGGCCCAGCCAGGCUGGGGUUGUGACAGACAGGUCCUGCCUGACCGACCUGAUCUCCCCCUGUGACAGUGUCACCUCCUCAGUGGCUGAGGGAAAGGCUGUGAUGUGUCUGCCUGGACUCAAGUGAAGCUUUGACACUGUUUCCCACAACAUUCUCCUGGAGAACCUGGCUGCUCCUGGCCUGGACAAGGGCACUGCUCGCUGGCUCACGGCUGGGCCCAGGGAGUGGUGGGGAAUGGGCCACGUCCAGCUGGGGCUGGGCACCACUGGGAUUCCCUGGGCUCAGUACUGGGGCCAGUCCUGUUUCAUGUCUAUAUCCACGCUCUGGACAAGGGGAGUGAGAGCACCUCAGCCAGUUCUCAGGGGACACCAGGCUGGGUGGGAAUAUGGAUCUUCUGGAGGGCAGGAACCUCUGCAGAAGGCUCUGGAAAGGCUGGAUGACCCCUCCCCAGCACACAUUCCAGCCCCUCAAUGUCCUUCUUAGUUAUGAUGGCCGCAGAACUGACUCAGGGUUUGACUAAACAGUGCCCAGCACAGGCCUGGCCAGGGCCUGUGGCCACACUCUGGCUGAUAGCAGCCAUUGGCCUCUUGCCCACCGGGGCUCCUCUUCAGCCAGUGUCACCAGCACCCCCAGCUCCUCUUCCAGCUUUCCAGCUGCUCUGCCCUAAGCCCAGGUCACUGCAGGGGACUGUGGUGACACUUGGGCAGAACCCGGCCUCACUGAACCUCAAACCGUAGGCCUCGGCCCAUCAAUCUGGCCUGGUCCUGUUUAGACUCUGCAGAGUGUAAACCACAGUUAAUCAAUAACUGUGGAGAGCUUCAAGGGAUUCUGCUGCUGAGCUGAGCCUGGGGACACCAGGAGCUCCCGGGGAGCCUCAGGUCCUGCCCCAGCCCCUCCUGGGCUCUGUCCCCUCUGUCUCUCCCUCCUGGGCCCUGCAGUGGGACGUUCGCUCGCCGUGCUGUGUUGGGUGUGACUGAGCUGGAUCUCCUGUUCCCCGGCAGCCCUCCCAGUGCCAGGGUCACAGCAGGACCUGGGCAGGUGCCAGUGACACCCCUGAGCUCUGGUGCUGCCCAGCAGGGCUGGCACCACACCAGCCCUGGCUCCCCAGCACCCUCCGUCUGUGGGGCCUCGGGAGGGGACACAGCCAGGACAUAUCCCAAGCCACAUCACCUUGGCUCAGAUAUAAAAGUUCAGGAAAGGAGGAGGAAGGGGGGAAAUUUGUUAUUUACAAUGUUUGCCUUCUGAAGAAAUGUCUCCAAGUGCUGGAGUCCUGCUUUCUGGGAAGUGCCCGGACUUCACCUGCUCAUGGGAAGUAGAGAAUAAAAUCUCAUCUUUUUCCCUUUGCUUACGGAACCUUUUCUUUUUCCUUGUGUUUUUGUUGAAUUAUUUCAACCCUCCACACCUGGGUGGGGGCUGAGAGGAUUUUUCAGGGGGUUCCUGCCUGUCCCUGGGGUUGGAGAGGAUGGUGUCUUCUUCAGCUCCUCUGGGGGGACAGUGAAAUUGCCCGGGAGCAGGGAGUGUCUGGAUUAAAGCCCAGCCAUCCCAGCUAUAAAAAGCUGGAGGAACCCCCUGUCUCCUGUCCAGGAGCACAGGGAGGGACUGAGGGCAGCACCCAGAGCCCACACCCAUGGCAGGGCACAGGCAACGCUUUGGGUCGGGGUGCCGGGAGUGACGCCGCAGAGCUGCGGGGACAGGGACAGGGUGCUCCACGUGGGGGGACAGCGGCCCCUGGGACCAGGCCGGGGUCAGGGCAGUGCUGGGACACGGCCGGGGGCUCCUGGCUGGAGAUGGCCCCUCUCCGCAGGCCGUCCCCUCUCCCCAUUCCCACCUCCUCAGCCCCUGACAGAGGAACAGGCCACAUCCCCCCAGAGUCCCUGCGGUGCCCAGGGGGUCCCUGGGGAGUCUGGCCACCAUGGAGCUCCUGUCACCGCUGCUGGUGCUGCUGGCUGGGAGCCUGGCCACCAGCAUCCACCUGCACUGGUGGGAACGUGGCGGUACCACCAAGGAGAUUGCACUGAACAUGGCCCCCAACUCCUUCGAUGACCAGUACCUGCGCUGCCACUUCAAAAUGCUGAGGGCGCUGCCGGCACUCAACCGCACCGAGUUCGUUCCCUACGGCGACUACGCUGAGGCCUGGAACAGGGCCGUGGCCACAUGGGCCAGCCGGCCCCACACGGAGUCCCCGCUGCGGCCGGAGCAGGCCAUCGCCCUCCUGGCCUACACCAUGGAGGAGGGCCUGUACCUGGAGUUCAACAAGGCCGUGCGCACGGCCGGGCGCUCCCGACGGGAGUACCUGGACACCUUCCACUUCAAGGUGCUGCAUUACCUGCUGACCGAGGCCCUGAGCGACCUGCGGGGUGCCCAGAGCCACCCCCGCUGCCUGCACGUGUACCGGGGCGUCGACGGCAUCCGCUUCACCUCCGGGCUCGGCCAGAUCGUCCGCUUCGGCCAGUUCGCCUCCACCUCCCUGCUGCAGAACGUCAGCGAGUCCUACGGCAUCACAACCACCUUCGAGGUGGACACCUGCCACGGUGCUGACAUCCGCAACUUCUCCAGCUACCCCGAGGAGCAGGAGGUCCUCAUCCCACCCUUUGAGACCUUCAAGGUCACCAAUAUCACCCACCAAGGGGAUGACAUUUACAUCCACCUCCACUCCCACGGCGUGCACAGCAAAUACAACUGUGCCUUGUUCCAAGGCAGAAGCGUCCCCAGAGACCCCCCAGGCCUCACUGGGCUCCUCCUGGCAGCACUGGCAGCUGUCACUGGCACCCCCUGAGCCACAAGACCACCGUGCCUGGUGAAGACAAGGCGUCAGGGAUGGAACCACUGGUGUCACCAGGAUGGCAGAACUGGCUGGGAACGCAGAGAGGCCCCCGCAGGCUGGACACUGGACAAGCCCUGUGGCCACCCUCCCUGAGCCAUGGCUGGAGUGUCAGGGUACAGCUUCAUGGGGUGGGGGGGGAGAAGCACAGUGGGGAUUUUCUUCUCAUUUUGGUUUCUUUUCUCCCUUCCCAUACCAUUCUUCUGAAUUAUUAAACUGUUUGUUACUUAA